Molecule: messenger RNA, 1398 nt
Organism: Aplosporella prunicola CBS 121167
Lineage: Eukaryota; Fungi; Ascomycota; Dothideomycetes; Botryosphaeriales; Aplosporellaceae
Exons: 6
Coding region: 49-1398 (449 amino acids)
Biological process (GO): transmembrane transport; sulfite transmembrane transport
Cellular component (GO): plasma membrane
Molecular function (GO): sulfite transmembrane transporter activity
Source: RefSeq, a predicted model, not a curated record
CCCAGAUUGGGAUACCCAAUAUAGAGUUCCAUUUGUUCAGAUAUCAUAAUGUCCGGAUCAGGGCCGAGCUCCUGGCUCUCAGGCUGGCAUUGGCGAGAGCGCAUCAAUAAUUUUACGCCGUCAUGGUUUACCAUUUGUAUGGGUACUGGCACUGUCUCUCAGAUACUAGUUAACUUCCCCUAUCCAUACACUGGAGGGACGUACUGGAUGCGAAAUCUGGCUUACUGUUUCUGGAUCCUUGACAUUGUGCUCUUUGGAAUCUUUACGGCCUUCCUCGUAAUCAGAUACAUUCGGCACCCAAUUCUCAUGAAAAAGACGGUGAUGGAGUUUCCGACUUGCUCGUACCUCGGAGCCAUCCCAAUCGCCUUGGACACGAUCAUCACCGGGAUAUCAUCUUUCUACAAUUACCGUGAUAGCGGGCGUUGGACUGCGUACGGCUUGUGGUGGUUCAAUGUUGCCUUAACAUUGUUAGUCUGCGUGGGCUUGCUCAUAGUCCAGAUGACGAAGCAGGAAGAGCAUGCGAUGUCAGACGUCGCUGGUUUAUGGCUCAUGACAUGCGUUCCCAUGGUCAUUACAGCGGCUUUGGGAGCCACGCUUCUUCCGUACCUCAGCUGGAAAACAGGUAUCGCCUGCCUUGUCGUCUCCUUCCUACUCUGGACAUCCGGGCUCGUCUUGAUCCACCUGAUUCUUGCAUGUUACUUCUGGCGCUUGAUCUCGCAUCAUCUGCCAGCCCAGCAACUCCUAGGAUCCGGGUUCUUGCCUAUGGCGCCACUAAGCCAAGGUGCAUUCGCCGCCCAGCAGUUCUCCAUAUACCUCUCCAACUAUCUGUCGAAAAAGCAUUACGCGCCAACCCAAUCACACCCGCCACCUCUUUCUCCUCAGAUACUGGAAGCAACCGGCGAAGCCAUACACUGGCUUGGCAUCAUUGUUUCGCUGUUCCUCCUUGCACACGCCACCUUCUGGUUUAUCCAGGCCACUGCCGCUAUGCUCAUCGGGUUGCCAAAGAAGUUCAACAUCGGCCUGUGGUCUCUGGUUUUUCCUAUCGGCGCGUACUGCAACGGCUGGGAGGUCCUUUCGCGGGAUUUGCGCAACGACGGAAUGCGCGGUUGGUCAGCAACUGUGCUGGUUUUGGUAUCCAUCAUCUGGUUGUUCUGUGCCUUGUGCACGGUAUACUUGGGCUUCUGGAAGGGCGAACUGUUCUUCGCGCCGGGGUUAGAGGAUUGGCUGUACAAAGAGAAGGAUGAUGAGCAGCAAAACGGUGAGCAGAGUAAUGGCAGGAGGAUUAGCUAUAACGGCACCUACAGGAUGGAGAAGCCGAAACAGAAGGACGAGGAAAACGGGAACGGCAACGCAAACGGCUCGCAGAACGGUACGCAAAGCAAGGAAAGGAACGAUUAA